GUUAUCAAGCUCCAUAUCUUUAUCAGAUCAGAUGUGAGAUGUUUUCCUGAUGACAUGACAUUGACAAACCGUAUACGUGUCUAGAAUAGGAAGAACUGUGUGUUUGCUGUUAUCCCAGAGUUCUCAGACAUCACGGCAUUGUCUACAGCUUCCUGUAACUGGUUCAUCAAAAUCCAUCUACUUGCUGUAGCAUUAUCCUACACACAGUCACGGGGAGCCUGGAGACUAUCCCAAGGGAUGAUGGGAACAAAGCGGAGAUCACCCUGGACAGGAUACUGACCUGUUCACACACGACAGACCGUUGUUUAGAGAUUCCUAACAACCAAUAACAGAUGUUUUCGUGCUGGUGGAGGAGAAUCGAACCCCCUGCCUGAGAGGAGAAAUGUGCCUCAGGUCAUUAAAAUAAAAAUACUAAUACUUGACUGGACCCAUUGAGACAGGAGGAAGACAUGACAUCAAGACUUUCUAGUCGCUGGAGGUCAAAUGAGUCAGACACUUUGUUUCUGACUCUGUGCCUCCAGUUUUGCUGCUACACAGUAGAACCUGGAUAAACACAUGCACAGCCGGACACACCACGAGGCGAUCGAGAGACUCAAAGGCGGGGAGAUGCACAAGUGUUGGGCGUGUGACGUGUCCCUGUCAGGCUUGGAGCAGUUCAGCAGACACAUUGAAUGUGAAGAGCACAACAGCAAGCUUUUCUCCCUGAAGCAGCGCACAGAGAGGGGCUUUAAGGUGGAUUACAGCAACGACGAGCUGAAAGACCUCUGUGUUCAGAGAGAUCACAACCGCAUGCUGAUCAAAAUGCAGAGGCAUAAAGAGAAGCUGAAUAAAUUUAGAGAAAGAAAGGCAGCGAAGAUGCAAGAAGCAUUUUAUCAAAAGCCAUGGGCAAAAAGGUUCAGCUGUCUCGGAUCACACUCGGGGACAUCGGCCUGGACCGACGAUAAAAGUGUCACCUUUCCACCUAAUAAUGAAAACAAGCAAGAAACGAUGAACGCAGAAGCUGUUCCCGAGUCUAAAAGCGAAGAAGGAGCCCAGACUGAAGGUAGUGUUCAGAAGAAGUCCAUCACAUUGUUCACAAAGAAAGACGUGGACUUCACAAGUGAUGAGUUAGCUCAGAGGGACAUGUUUUCCUCCUGGGAGGAAGACAAAUCACAGCAGGAUAAAGUUGUGCUCGGUCAGAAGAGAUCGUGUGAUGACAACACUUUUGAUUCUCCACCUGUGAGGAAGCAAUUAUUAAGAGAUGUUCCAUCCACAAUGCCCAGAUUUACUCCGUCUGAAGAAGCUGAGCGUGUGAGUCAGCCUCCAUCUGCUGCUGUACCACUUACUGCUCCAGAACAAGAUCACUUAUCCACAAUGCUGAAAAACAUCCGGAAGUCUCUAAACAAGGAGCGUCCGCAAGUCGGUCCUUCAAAAGAUCCCGAUCCCGAGCUCAGACCUGAAACCACGCUUUCUGACAUCCCGCGUUUCUCCUCAAAGCCUCCACAGAUGUCCAGAAAGAGUCAGAGAUGUGACGCACAAGCCUGCAAGACCAAGAGAACACCAUCUCCACACAAACAAGACGACAACCUGCUAACCUCCACAGGAGCAGAACCACAGGAGAAACCAGAACCUAGCCAGACCAGGAACGUCCUCCCGACCUUGUUGAACCGAUCGGUCAGCAAAACGGAAGCCAACAAACCCAACCUGAAGGCGGCGCGAGGAAUCCGGACGUGUCAGAAGCCGGGCCUAGCCGCCAAGACCCAGGUGCUGAAGCCGGCGCUGCAGAAGCUCAUUAGCUCCAAGAGCUCGCAGUGGCGUAUCAACUGGAAGGAGAUGUAUCAGGAAGCCACACACAGGAAACUGCAGAGAGAGAAGGGCAUGCCCAGGUUCGGGAUUGAGCUGGUGACUCCGUUACCUCCUGAUCCACAAGAAGACGACCUUCAGCACUUCGAGCUAGACGAGGGCUUCCAGUGGGCGUCCAUCGAGUGUGACGCCGUAACUCCACCUUGCUCGGGCGAAGACUGGGAGAGACAAGACCUCAGAACCUCAAGCACAAAUCACACUUUGUGGUCAGCGGAAGAGAAAACAACAGACAGUGGCGAGAAUCCCAGCACCUCAGGAAUGAGCAGACUGUCUCAGCUUGAAAACGCCGAUCUCCAUGAGGACAACACGUCAGAAACCCAGGCUUUAGCGAGGCGACAAAACUCGACACCUCUAGAUAGCGUCGUUUGUGUAAAGACCGAGAAGUUGGACGAUUAUUCCACGGAGACGACGCUGGAAAAAAGUGACCACGACAGAAUCCCGCCCAUCCCUAAUGCUCAAAUAAAACAGGAAAUACAGGACUUUCCCCACACGGAUACUCUGAACAAAAAUCUGCCAAAAAGUCAGGUGAAUGAACUGUUAGUCAUGUCUUUAAGAGAGGUGGAGCUGUGCAGCUCCCUGGAGGAUGUAGACAGUCGACUGCUCCGAGCUCAAGCUGCUCUACAAACUGCUUUUCUGGAAGUUCAGCGCCUUCAGAUGAUCAAACAGCAGGUAACUGCAGAGAUGUCGUCCCUUAGAAGCAAACGUAUCAACAUCCUGCAUAGAAUAAAAGAUUCCAGACCGGACCAAACACCUGAUCCAGAUUCUCCCGGUUCUGCCGUCCUGACUCACCUGAGCUCUGCAGAAUCAGAACCCAGCGGCUGACCGCUCUUCUUUUCCAUCAGAGAUUCACACCGACUCUGACCAUCUGAGACGCACUGAUUUAAUCCUCUAGGCUCUGAGUGAAGAUGGACACACACCGAGCUCUCAGGAAGUACUGUUACUGUCACUGUUCUCGGUCAGUGUGGCACGGAGGCCUGGCCCGAUACCAGCCUGUCAGCAUCGCUCGGUACCGUGUGCCGAAGUGACCGCAGGUUUACGCUGCUGUACUGUUAAAUGGCCGAAAGAGUGAACUCUGAAACCUCAUGAAGAUCCCAGGAGCAUGGGUUUAGGAGCUCUGUGUGCUUUAAAAGGCCCGACCUGUUUCUAUGAGACGUUUCCUAAAUAAUAUGUUAAUUUUAAUUCUUUAAUUAAAUUAAAGCCUUUAGAUUUGUUAAAAGUGUUUUUUUUUAUUCAGCAGGUUUAUUUCCUGGUUCUGUUUUUUCUUGUUUAAAGAAUUGGUUUGCUGUGGUUCCUAGAAAAUGAACGCAGUUUGCAGGAAGU
Messenger RNA from Hemibagrus wyckioides, 3162 nucleotides. RefSeq names its product zinc finger protein 106b (gene znf106b). NCBI's taxonomy places the organism in Eukaryota, Metazoa, Chordata, Actinopteri, Siluriformes, Bagridae. Gene Ontology annotation, molecular function: RNA binding; SH3 domain binding. Bases 556 to 2664 code for a protein of 702 amino acids. The transcript is spliced from 9 exons. Gene Ontology annotation, cellular component: membrane; cytosol. The record is from RefSeq and is a predicted model, not a curated record.